Molecule: messenger RNA, 4696 nt
Organism: Haliotis rufescens (red abalone)
Lineage: Eukaryota; Metazoa; Mollusca; Gastropoda; Lepetellida; Haliotidae
Exons: 2
Coding region: 220-3750 (1176 amino acids)
Cellular component (GO): nucleus
Molecular function (GO): DNA binding
Source: RefSeq, a predicted model, not a curated record
GUUAUGUCCCUUGGGUCUUAUAUGUGUUCCUGAAAACAAAGCCCUGGGAAAAAGUAACGAUUAUUUACAAUUUGGGUCACCACGAGAAAGGUUCAAGGAAUUCAAAUGAAAUGGGAUGUGUUUCUGAAGGAGACUUCCAAGUGUAGAAACUGCAACGGGAUGCUGACAGUGAUGUACGACCUAUAAAACUCACCUAGACCGUUUCAAAAGUGUCGCUGAAUGGAAUCGGAUGAAUCUGAUUUGAGGUUUUUAUCUGCUGUAGCUGUGUCAUUAUCACAAGGAACCUCAGACUCACUCACUUCUGCCUCUUCACCACCACCUCCUGCCCCGCCCUGUCCGUCUGCUACGCAGUAUCCUACGUCAGAGUUCGUUAACACUCUCGGCCUUGUAACUCAAGGCAAAAAAUCUACCUCAGAUACUGACCCACAACAUCUUUUGAAAAUGGAGUCACAGGUUCGGGCAGCAAUGGCCAGGGCAGGCAUUCCACCCACAAGUAGAGAAGCGGACUCAUCUGUUUCAGAAACUAAUUCUGAUCUCGACCUCUCCUACUUGUCUCACAUUCAGUCUCUUGUGUCGAAAACUGGAUUCACCUCUCCCCAACAGAUCUAUGAAACGAUUAGCAGUAUGUCGAAGGAUGACGCUACACAUGCUUCAAGUUCCCAGCCAUCUGUUUACAACAUGCCAUCUGCCUCCCCAGUGCCAGUUGUCAGUACCUCAAACUUUUCCCCAUCAAACCAACUCGAAUCAUUCCUCUCAAUUCCAGUUUUGCCUUCUUCAAAGGACAGAGGUCGAAGGAUUGAACUCACCUUGCAAGAGAAAGUUGAUCUGAUUCACCACAGUAAAGGAAAAAGCCAGAGAGCACUUGCAGAAAUAUUUGGUGUUGGCAAGUCUCAGGUUAAUCUGAUUCUAAAACGAAAAAGAGAAAUUAUGAACAUGUAUGAACAAGGAGGCCAACUUGAAAGAAAAAGGCUUCGCUUGCGCGCAGACAAGGAUGAAAUCAACAGCCUUACUCUUGAUUGGUUUAUGAGUGAAUAUAAAAAGGGUGAUGUGUCUCUUUCUGGUCCAGUUGUUCAAGAAAAAGCUAAGGAGUUUGCCCUUGAAUUGGGUCGAACAGAAUUCCGUGCCUCUAAUGGAUGGCUGCAUAGCUUCUGCAAAAGAAACAACAUUGGGUUCAAUUCUAAGCAGGGCAUGUAUGUGAAAGACACCACUGGUCUGACCCCGUGGCCUUCCCAGGUUGUCAGUGGCAAUGAAGGAUGGGGAGAAGAUGCCAGCUUUGUUUCUGGACAAGGAGAUGAGGAGGAAGCUGCCCAGUCUGAUGCAUCAGAAGACAAUUCUGCUAAAAAUGUAGAAACUGCUGACGAGAGCAUCUCGACUGUUGUCUCAACUCCAGAACCAAAUACUCCUGGGGAAGAUCCUGCGAAAGAUAGAGACUCAGCUGCACAUAGUAAAAGACCAACACCGGCUUCUGGGAAGAAGUUCAAGCGGUGUGAGCUGAAUCUUCUGGAGAAGGUGGAACUGCUACAGCAGCACAGCGCGGGCAAGCCAGAACGAGAACUUUCCAAAAUGUUCGGAGUUGGUCGUUCUCAAGUGUACUCCACUCUAAAGAGGAAAAAUGAGAUCUUGGAAGCAUAUGAAAGACUUGGGAAUACAAACCGAAAGAGACUUCACAGCAGGGCAGAGAGUGAUGAAAUUAAUCAGCUGACCUGGCAUUGGUUCAAAGAAAUUGCCAAGAUGAAGUCAGUGCAAAUUUCAGGUCCCAUGCUGCAAGCAAAGGCUAAGGAGUUUGCAAACCAGCUUGGGAGAGAUGAUUUCAAAGCUUCGAAUGGUUGGUUGGAUACUUUUCGAAAAAGACAUAAUAUUAAGUUUUCAACAGGUCAGGGAUUUGUUUAUGACCCCCCAGAAAACAUUCCAUUGGGAAGCAUAUAUCCAUUAGAACUGAUGGAUGACAGUGCAAAUGAAAAAGCGAAACCCAAAAAGAGAAAGAAAGACAAGGUUUGUAAAAGGAAAGACUUGACUAUUGAGGAAAAGGUUCAACUCAUCUUCCAGAGUGAAGGGAAGAGCCAGAGACAGUUAGCAACAAUGUUUGGGGUAGGAAAAUCACAGGUACACUCCAUCCUGAGGAGGAAGGAUGAAAUUGUGGACACGUUUAGCAGAACAGGCAAAGGAGGCAUGAAACGCUUGAACCACAGAGCAGAGAACGAUGACGUGAACAGACUGACAUGGCAGUGGUUCCAGGAGGCACACUCUCGGGGGGAGGGUCAACUCACUGGGGUUCUGGUACAGGCAAAAGCAAGGGAGAUUGCUAAACAGUUGGGCAGAGAUGAUUUCAAGGCCUCAAACGGCUGGCUGGACAGCUUCAGAAGAAGGAACAAUAUUGUGACCAAUGAUCACAAGAAUCUUGUGAUUUGUGAUGAAAAGGAUAUUUUGUCAUGGAGGGAAAAGCUGCCAGAAUACACAAGGGAAUAUGAGGCAAAGGAUGUGUUCAGUGUGAGUGAGACGGUUUUAUUUUUCACCAGCAUGCCGGAACAGGUUGUAGAUGCAGCUCAGUAUCAGAUCAAGAAACGGUUCCAGAGUCAAAAUGUGUCCGUAGUCAUGUGUUGCAAUAUCCUGGGAGAGUUCGAGACUCCUGUUGUCAUAGGAAAACAGGAGAAGACUGAGGCAGAUAUACCAUCAGAUGUUCCUGUGACGUGGCGAUGGAGCACAAGCACUUGGUCAACAGUUGAGUUCUUCACCGAGUGGGUUGUGUCUCUGGAUCAGAGGAUGGGAGAGCAAGGAAGGAAGAUUGUGUUGUUUGUGGACAGGGCACCUCCAGAUGCUACUGAGAUCAUCCUGGAGAAUGUUCAAAUGGUAUGUCCUCCAACGUACUCAAUCCGGCUCCAGCCUUUGUGUCAUGGUGUAGUGGAUGCCUUUAAGCGUAACUACCAGAAACGUAUGCUGUCUGCUCUUCUCACACAGAUGGCUAGUGUCAACGAAGGUAUUUCCAAAGUGCUCAGUUAUGUUUCUGUCUUGGACGCGUGUUUGUGGCUCAGCCAGGCUGUGAAAGAUAUUGAUGCAGGAGUCGUUACCAGAGCCUUCUUUGACUGCGGGUUUGAUGUUGGUUUCUGCCCAGACAUCCCUUCAACGGAGGACGGUGAGGUUUAUGACAACCUAAUUAAAAAAGCAAUAGAGAGCUUUGCAAGGAAACCUCUGAGCUACUACAUAGGAGGCAGCAAUGAGGAUGGGUUUGGGAUUGUCCCACACGUCCAGGAUGCCAGUGAUCAGUCUUCUCAUUAUGGAAACAGCGAUGCUCCUUUCCAGAAUGAAGAUGCUUCACAAAGUACUGGAAGCACCUCUCAGGUCAACCGCACAGAAGAAUCCAGUGACAAUGAAAGUGAUGCAUCGGAGGUGGAGGAGGAAUCGGAUGGUAAUGAAAACGAAUUGACAGAUCCUUCAGUCAGUUUCUCAUUGGAAGUUAUCUCCCCUUUAGCUCGUAGUCUGUACGCAUCGUCUCGACGGGCAAAACGGGGUGAAACUUACCCACUGUCAUCUUCCGAAAGCCCCGGAGACUCGCAGCAUGAUCAGUACUCAAAGUCUGUUGCUUCUAACAUCAAGAGUGAGGAGGGUUCAGAAGAUGCCACCAGACCAGACAGACCGAUCCUGAGGUCAAGAGGGGACGCUCUGAAGGCAGCCGAAUCACUCAUGCAGUACUGCAUUCACAACAACCUUAAUCACGUCAUUGGAAAUGUGAAGGCUAUUCUCAAGGAACUCUAGUUACAUUCUGAAGGUGGGCUCGACUCCAUGUUUUGACAUUCAUAAUAAUUGUAAAAUGUAAAAAUUGGCCUUAAACAGGAUGAAACUUGAAAUAGUUGAUUAAGUUUGAAUUAGUAAUGUAUAUCUGGAUAAGUAAACUUGGGAGCAUAGAUAUUUGCAUUACUAAGUUUGUGUUCACUAGCAUUGAGGUUUUGUAAUUAAGGUGCAGGAAUUGUCUGUGCAGAGUUGCCUACCUUUGUCGUGCCAGGAUCCAAUGAUUUGCCUUUACUGUGGCCCCUGGUCUGUGAUCCCCAUGCUUUGUUUCAUCAAGGUGGGGACCCUCUCUACCCUUCGUUACUUUGGGCUUUCUACCCACAAUUAGCUGAAACUCCAUGAGUAAGACAACUCCGUCACUGUUUCCCCCUCUAUGUAGGAUAACAGAGAAACUAUGGUAGGACAAGGUGAUGAAACCUAAUGGUUACAUAUUCUGGGUGAGUGAGCUGGAAACAAAUUUUAGCUUUCCUGUAGUGCUUUGUCCGUCGUCCGUCCAGUUGUCCGUCAUCUUGCAAACUCCACGGCCAAGGAGUUGAAACGAUGGUGUGUCACAGAAUUCUGAUCUGUUUCCAAACAUGGUGGUUAGAGGUGUUCAGUAUUACCGGUAUUCCUUGUAUGAAAUACUAAUGAAUAUGUAUCACAAUACGUUUAGAAAAUACUGGUCUAUUGCAUUUUUCAAAAUCAUGCAAAUCUUUAUCUGUUGGAAAAUUUUACAUCAGUGAUGAGUCAAAUUGAAAUUACGAAAUUAGCCAUUGUUUCCUGUGGUCCAAAAGGCGAAACUAUUUGCAACCUGUUUCCUGUAUAUUAUGUGUCUAUUGCACAUGCGUUGUCGCCAUAGCAACAUCCAACAAAAUAAGAAGUUAUCCAAAAUGUGAGGGGAGGUACUUUUUACUCUGGUUCAUGACAAAUUACA